AUGCCUAAGAGUGUCCAGCUGACCAACUUAAAUCCGAACGCUGAUUAUCCGGUUUGUCGGUUUCAAGUGGUUGAUCACACGGAGGAGGCAAAGAGGCACAUCGGGGAUGAUUUGACCUCCUCCACGUACGGAAAGCAACCAGUCUCUAGGACCGGCACUACUGCCGGGGCUAAUCCGAGUAUGGAAGCCAUGGCAGCAUCGCAAGCUAUUGCCCAAAUGCAUCAACGAGCCACGGAAUUAUUGAAUCAACUGAUAGAACGUAGACAGAUGUCACAAAAAUCAACAACCAGAAGUGCUUGGUCACGUGUUUCCUCGCGUUCACAACCGUCCGAAUCCCGGUGUACAGCUCAGACAAAUUUGUGUAAGAUACAUUCAACGGGUUUCCGCACCCAGUUUUCACAUAUUCUGAAGUGA
Echinostoma caproni is the source of this 414-nucleotide messenger RNA. The record is from the annotation of a GenBank genome assembly. Lineage: Eukaryota; Metazoa; Platyhelminthes; Trematoda; Plagiorchiida; Echinostomatidae.